Metarhizium acridum CQMa 102 is the source of this 435-nucleotide messenger RNA. RefSeq lists its product as uncharacterized. Gene Ontology annotation, biological process: symbiont-mediated hemolysis of host erythrocyte. Lineage: Eukaryota; Fungi; Ascomycota; Sordariomycetes; Hypocreales; Clavicipitaceae. The record is from RefSeq and is a predicted model, not a curated record.
AUGGAGGCCAGGGAAGGAAGAGCAUACGCCCAGUGGGUAGUCCUAGAUCUUAUCAACCGUAUGAGACAGAGUGAUCUUCAGGUCAAGAACGCAUGGGCCCGUUGGGGCAAGUUUCAUAAGGACGGCGAUAAGGAUACUGAAAUUACUGCAGAGGAUGUGAAUAAAAUCUUUGCUCCUCCUGGGAAGAGAUGCUUUGUCUCCGCAUGCGGCCGAGAGCAUUCACCAUCGGGAACUGAAGGCGAUAUUGACCUUUUUGAGGGCAAUACUAAGAUCUGCAAGGUCUACUGGGAAUGUCCUUGGGGGAGUCCCAACAAUAUAAUGCGGAUUCUAGACUACGACCCCGCCACCUCCAAUUACGCUGUUGUUCUUGGGCCUUGGAAUAGCAGUGGUGGUGCUCUUGGUAAAGUCGAUAUUACAAUAUCAAAACUAGCUUAG